CCGCUUUUGCACAUUUGUGAAGCAAUAACGGUUAAAUUCACGGCAGAAAAAUGUAAUUGCCCCAGGGCAAAAAGCACUAACAUGCAGCAGUGUUUUCUAAAAACCGUGUUGCCAUUUUAAUUGCAUGGCGCCGCAGAAGAAGGACCUUUUUAAAAUAACGUGUGCAGUGAAUGUGGAUUCUGUCGCUGCUAAUGUCAGCAUCGGCAGAGACCGCAUUACGCUGCACUGUCAUCGUUAAUUUUGCCAGCAUUAAUCUUAAAAAUUGCUUCAUCGUAACCGGAACGAAUGCGUAUGUUGUGCGUGUUCCCCAACUCCAGAUUUUGUUAAAAAUUCGCAUCGCAGAUGGGUCAUUCAAAAUGGCUUCGGCACGAAUGGAAAGACUAAACCCGUAUGUACAGUGUGGACUGCAAUCAUUGGCUGUCGCUCUGCACUUGUUAAUCUCGUACGGCACUUGCGGAUUCAGCGUUGUCUGCUUCCUUCUGUUACUUUUUACUCCCCUCCGCUGGAUUACCGUUCUGUACGGCAUCUGGUAUUGCUACGACUGGAACUGCAGCUCCCGUGGCGGACGUCCAUUACGCUGGUUAUGUUCAUUAUCCGUAUGGAAUCAUUUCCGCGACUACUUCCCUAUCCACAUCAUCAAGACCGCGGAUCUGGAUCCCGGCGGCAAGUACGUGAUGGGUGUGCAUCCGCAUGGCGCCAGUCUGGCACUGGGAGCGCUGUGCACUUUCCAUACCGAGGCUUUGGGGUUCCGAAAUCUGUUCCCCGAUAUCGAUGUGCGGUUGUUGGCGCUGAAGACCGUCUUCCAGAUCCCGUUGCUGCGCGAGUACGCGUUAUCGUUUGGGACCUGUGACGUCAGCCGAAAGAGUAUUGACUAUCUGCUAAAUCGCGGUGCCGGAUCGGCGGUGGCUAUUGUGGUGGGCGGGGGCAAGGAAGUCUUCGAGAUUGAUUCGAAGGACUACAAACUGGUGCUUCGCAACCGAAAAGGCUUCAUCAGAACGGCGAUUCAACACGGGGCGCACCUGGUUCCCGUAUUUAUUUUCGGUGAGAACGACAUCUACCGGUUGGCCUUCCCGCGAGGCUCCGUUGUCUACAAGGUCCAGCGGUUUAUCCAGAAACACUUUGGAGGAUGUCUGCUGUUUGUAAUUGGAAAAGGAUUAUUUACGAAGGGCGCUGGACUGAUGCCCUUUCGAAAACCCAUAACCAUGGUGGUCGGAGCUUCCAUACCUACUGAACAAAAGUCAGAUCCGUCUCAGGCGGAAAUUGACUUACUGCACCGGCAUUACUUGGACAGACUGCUCGAUCUUUUCGAAACGCACAAAGAGCACUGCGGUUAUGCGGCCUCGAAGCUCUUCUUUAUUGAGUAAAGCAGUGAAAUCCGGUCAUCCUUAAAGUUAAGAUUAAACAAAUUUGUACAUGCGGUUGUGGGAUGAUUAUGUCGUGAUGUGUAAGCAGAAAAAUAAAUGAAUUAAAG
This is a messenger RNA of Paramacrobiotus metropolitanus, 1471 nucleotides long. RefSeq names its product acyl-CoA wax alcohol acyltransferase 1-like. NCBI's taxonomy places the organism in Eukaryota, Metazoa, Tardigrada, Eutardigrada, Parachela, Macrobiotidae. Gene Ontology annotation, cellular component: endoplasmic reticulum membrane. The transcript has 4 exons. Bases 171 to 1364 code for a protein of 397 amino acids. The record is from RefSeq and is a predicted model, not a curated record. Gene Ontology annotation, molecular function: diacylglycerol O-acyltransferase activity. Gene Ontology annotation, biological process: triglyceride biosynthetic process.